GGUCGAUCCGUUCUUCGUCAACCAACCAGGAAAGAGGGUUUGCCAUGAUCUGGACUGAGGCGGAUGAGACCAGGAACCAUUGUUCUGCUCUUAAUCCGAGUCCAAGAAGAAAUUCGGGAGGUCUUUCAUGCGUCCAGCAAAACCGCACCUCAUUUUCAUGAGUUGCCGAUCGCAGAUGGUUGACACACUUAUCAAAAAAUUAGGAUUUAUUUAUAAAGCUAUCUUAUAAGGCUAGCUCUCUGUGUUUUCCCCCACUGUUCGUUUUCUGUAGCAACCACAACCCGAGGGCGAGAUCCAGGGCCGUGCAUUUUUUCCCUUUUGGUCAGCUGCUAAAUGGAAACAAAACGCGGAGCAGAAAGUGGAAACAGCCGAGGUAAUGAUCUCCCAGCCCGUUAUCUGCGGCUCUUGGCCCCGCCCUUGCAGCUCCUGUCAGCUGCAGUGUGGCAGGUUGUCCAGAAGGGACUCGUGGAUCACUAUGGGAUGCUGGAGGAGUUUGUUACCAUGGUGACAGAGCUGGUCCCAGAGCUGAUGAGCUACAGUCAGAGGGCUCAGCUCAUCCUGGGCCUCAGGGCCAGGUUGGUCCUGGAGCUCUGUCGAGGAGAUCACCCAGUGGACAUGCAGACCAUUCAGCCACAUCUGGACAGAAUAAAAGCUCCUGUCAGCACCGCCAAGGAUCACCACGUAACAAUAAACCAGGUGGAGGAGUCCGAGGUGAACUUUGUUGAGCUGGUGCACUCAUUACUCGAGGAUCCCUCUGAGAGAAAAUAUUUCUUCCAAGAAAUCUUCCCUGUGUAUUUCGGCCCGAAGUAUGACGCGGCCCUCGAGAUGCUGGUGUGGGAGUUUAUAUCAAGACUGGAGGAACUAAUGCCUGCUCCAGACUUCACACAGUUGGCAGCUUUGCUGACAGACGCUCCGUCAUAUCUUGACGACUGUUUACGAUCAUUUUUCCCACCAGAGGACAUGAAGGCUUUACUUGACCACCACAGGAGCCUAGGUCAUUUUGAAGAAAAAGAUCCAAGACUAUUACCGAUGGAUGACUGCAUCCUCUCCUCCCUCUCGCUGCCUCCCGGGACCAGACCUGUUAUUGACACCACCUCUCAGUCUCCUGCCCCACCUAAAGACUCAACCCCUCCAGUACAUCUUGGAGCUCCCAUCAACACCAGCACUCUGGAGAGUCCGAGCAUGAGGGUUUCUGACACGCUGAGACAGAAACUGAGGGAGGAACGGAAGUCCGGUGUUUGGCAGCUGCAGGUCAGGAACAUGAACAUUUCUCAGGAACGGAAAGCACAGAGCUCAUCACAACCAUGCAACGAAACCAUUGACCUCACAAUUUCCAACGAGGGAGGGGACUCCGAUUCAGAGGCCAGCGAGAGCCCCCACAGCUUGUUUGGCUCUCAGAGUGCAAAGAAGAGGAAGCUGAGUGAAGAUGUGGACGUUCCCAGGAAGCAAAAUGCAGAGGCUUCAGCUGUUCUGUAA
Girardinichthys multiradiatus is the source of this 1476-nucleotide messenger RNA. RefSeq lists its product as uncharacterized. Gene Ontology annotation, molecular function: telomeric repeat DNA binding. Gene Ontology annotation, cellular component: shelterin complex. The record is from RefSeq and is a predicted model, not a curated record. The transcript has 7 exons. The coding region runs from base 334 to 1476 and encodes 380 amino acids. Lineage: Eukaryota; Metazoa; Chordata; Actinopteri; Cyprinodontiformes; Goodeidae. Gene Ontology annotation, biological process: telomere capping; regulation of telomere maintenance via telomere lengthening.